Messenger RNA from Iphiclides podalirius (scarce swallowtail), 2109 nucleotides. Lineage: Eukaryota; Metazoa; Arthropoda; Insecta; Lepidoptera; Papilionidae. The record is from the annotation of a GenBank genome assembly.
AUGGCCGACAAAACUAUGCCUAUUUCUGUUCCAUUAGAAAAACCCGUAAAAGUGACAAAAUGGAAAGUAAAACAAGGUGAUUUUGUGUUACAUGGUCAAAUAUUAUUUUUAUACAGCGAUUCUUCUGGUAACGGUAAUGAAUUCAAGAAAUUCAAAGCGCUUCGCGCUGGUACUAUCUCAUCGAUCAAGGUGAAAGAAGGGGAAAUCGCAGAACCUGGGGGAUGUGUAGCAGAUCUAGAAGAAUGCCGACACCCCACUGUAAUGAAAGAAAUGUGCGCCGAGUGCGGUGCAGACCUCCGUGCAAAAGAAGGGGUUAAGCAAGAUGUUGCUAUAAUACCCAUGGUUCACUCCGUACCAGAGUUGAAGGUCUCUGAGGAGCUGGCCCAAAAAUUAGGCCGUGAAGAUGCUGAACGUCUGCUAAAACAUAAGAAACUAGUUCUACUUGUCGAUCUUGAUCAGACAUUAGUUCAUACAACAAAUGACAAUGUACCACCCAACUUAAAGGAUGUCUUACACUUUUUUCUUCGAGGACCUGCUAAUACUGGACGUUGGUGUCACACAAGAUUAAGGCCAAGAACCAAACUGUUCUUAGAAUCUGCAUCCAAAAACUAUGAGCUACAUGUUUGUACAUUUGGAGCUAGGCAGUAUGCGCAUGCUGUGGCAGAGUUACUGGAUCCAGAAAAGAAAUAUUUCUCCCAUAGAAUACUAUCAAGAGAUGAAUGUUUUGAUGCCAGAACUAAAGCUGCCAACUUAAAGGCGUUGUUUCCUUGUGGUGACAACAUGGUGUGCAUUAUAGAUGAUCGUGAAGAUGUUUGGCGGCAUGCAUCAAACCUUAUCCAUGUCAGGCCAUACUCUUUCUUCCAAUCUACUGGUGAUAUCAAUGCACCACCUCCAUUAGGUGAUGAAAAACCAAAAUUAACAAGUGGGAAAAAUGGGGCACAGACACCAGUAAAUCAAGAAAUGCCUACUCUAGAUGCUGAACCUGAAAAAAUCGUAACUGAAGAUUUAAGAAAAAUUACUAAAGCUGAUAGUGACAAAAUAAUUGAAGGCAAUAAUGGAAAGAUUAUUUCAAAGGAAAUAACAGAAAACAAAAAUGAGAAUGAAGUUUCAUUAGAUAAAAUUGAAAGUGGAAAAAAUAAUGAAGAAAGAGUCCCCUCUGAAGGUCAAGAACCACAAUGGGUGGAAACAACAGAUGGGCAGAUAGAAGUAGAAGACCCUGAUGACUAUCUUAUAUACUUAGAAGAUAUUCUUAAAAGGAUUCAUAAGCAUUUUUAUGAUUUGUAUGAGAAUAUGGGUCGCAAGCAGAUCCCAGAUUUGAAAGCAGUUAUACCAGAUGUGAAGAGUAAGGUGCUGGCUGGUGUCAGUCUAGUUUUUAGUGGUUUAGUACCAACACAUCAAAGAUUAGAGACCUCAAGAGCCUACUUAGUUGCUAGAAGUUUAGGAGCUGAAGUUACUCAAGAUUUUACAGAAAAUACAACUCACUUAGUAGCUGUGCGCGCAGGCACUGCAAAAGUAAAUGCAACAAGGAGAAUCGGGGAAGGCAAAAUGAACAAAUUAUUUGUUGUAACACCUGAUUGGCUAUGGACUUGUGCUGAGAGGUGGGAACGAGUUGAUGAAAGACUAUACCCACUAACUAGGGGGGGACAGAGCAGUUCACGGCGACCUCCAGCUCACUGCAGCAGCCCACCCCCAGCACCACCCGUGGCAGCUUUACGUAAGAGAACUCCUUCAGGCCGCUUUAUGGAUACUAUCAACCCACUUCUAUCUUUCUCAAGUGAUGAUAUUGCGGAUAUGGAUCGAGAGGUAGAAGACAUUUUUAAUGAAUCUGAUGAAAGCUCAUCUGAUGAUGAGUCGAAACAGCAGGAUGACCUAGAUGAUGAAGUGAAUCCACCAGAAGAUCGAUUACUUACUCUGGAAACAGAAGAGAGCUCUCAAGAAAGGUUACGAGAUCCAGAUGGGAGUGAUACAGAUGGAGAUGACCCUCCAAGACCUAACAAAAGACCAAGAAGGUCGUCACCACAAUCAGAUGAUGAUGAACCUCCGGAUGAUGAUGAUAGUUCCUGGAAUCUAAUGGGCGCUGCUCUUGAAAGAGAAUUUUUAGCACAAGAU